Messenger RNA from Meloidogyne enterolobii, 573 nucleotides. The record is from the annotation of a GenBank genome assembly. Lineage: Eukaryota; Metazoa; Nematoda; Chromadorea; Rhabditida; Meloidogynidae.
AUGAGGUCCGACCACUUUGAAAUUUUAUUUUUCAGGUUUUUAGAAGUAGUAUCCUCCUUCGCCGUUCAAGAAUGUUACGAACACGUAAAGAAAAUGUUCGACUCCUUAACAGAAUUUCACAAAUUAGGAUGUGAUAUUCUUUUAUUAACUCAGAGACCAACAACUGGAGGUGGAGGAUUUCUCAAAUUAAUUGGAAUGCCGUUUAGAAUGUUGCUAAAUGAGAGUGAAUCUAUGAGACAGAUUUUAAUGCACCGACAAUCGGCUUUGUCUAUGGCGGGGAUUAGAGCAUUACACAUUUACACAGAAUUUUUGUGUAACGAUCAUCCUUUGGAAAUUGCUUCUUCAAAAAAUAACGGAAAUAAUGGGGUACUGGAAAAGCAACAAAGUGGGUGUAUUUUGCUCAAUCAUGAAGGGCAAAUUUUGUAUUCUUAUUUGUGCACGGAUUCGAGUGAUUGGCCGGAUGUUGAAGUUUUGCUUGAACAAGUAAAUGAACUCGUUAUAAGAGACCCCCUCAUUAGAAAAUACCCCCGAUUUAAUAUACUACCUCCCAUUAUAAGAUACCUCUCAUUAUAA